This is a messenger RNA of Lytechinus variegatus (green sea urchin), 5110 nucleotides long. RefSeq names its product forkhead box protein A1-like. Gene Ontology annotation, molecular function: transcription cis-regulatory region binding; DNA-binding transcription factor activity, RNA polymerase II-specific. The record is from RefSeq and is a predicted model, not a curated record. The transcript is spliced from 5 exons. Gene Ontology annotation, biological process: regulation of transcription by RNA polymerase II. Lineage: Eukaryota; Metazoa; Echinodermata; Echinoidea; Temnopleuroida; Toxopneustidae. The coding region runs from base 421 to 2097 and encodes 558 amino acids.
CAACGGGAUUUUUUUACUACGAGAUUUGUACAGAGGUUCGUAAUAGAAAGAUUGUGUGUACUACUAUGUUAUGACUUCGUAUUCUUUCUUAUUGCAUAAAAUUUCCGAACAGUGAGACCUGAAACUCUACAUAUCUACGUGAAAAAUAUAUUUUCCCUUGGAUUGGUUAGAAUUUUGGAGCUGACAGACGCCUACAAUUUUCUUGCAAAGCUGUUUUCUACAGGUGAAAUUCGAUUUUACCGUGUGGGACUACAACCACAACGGCCAGUGCGCACGUAAGGCAUACCCCGUUUCGAAAUUGUUAUUGUAUGAAUUUCUAAAUAGGUCGGACUACACCGAAGUGAAGUCACUCGUGCACUCGUUUGGCGUAAACAACUCUCUUGUUUUUCAUGUAGCUCGUGAUUUUAACUUAAUUUCAUCAUGGAUUUCUACGGAGAUGGAUCAGUAACUGAAUUAUCGGUGAAUGAUGUUUUUGAGAAUGAAGUGCAGAGCGAAGUGAAUGAGAUUUUGAGAUCAGAUUCUGCUCAAUUUUCACCCGCACCCCAGUCGACGGAUCUCUCCGCGCUGCAGACGACAACCUUGGAUUUAGAUUCCACUGAAUUUACGUUGCUGCCGAGUUAUUUUCACGAGCAAGCCGUCCAAACCACAGCCCAAGAUGCGAAUCCAACUUCAGUUUUAACAACGACAGCCAAUACUGUGGAUUUGAGCCAGAUUACUGGGAUGGAUGGAGUGGAAAAUAAUAUUCAUAGUCUGCUUGUGGACCCUCAAACAGGCAUGCCUGUUUCUACCAGCACGCUGCAGUUGGACCCCAACUCUGCCCAGGCCAGUCUUCAAAUGAUCGUCAACAGCCUCCCUGAGCUUCAGGCACAGAUAGCUGCCUCUGCCUCGUCCACUGAAACCCUUGGUCUGAGUAGCAUUGGAAACAUCAUUUCUCAGUCCCCCAUCCUUUCUCUCAACACACAGCAGCAACAAGAGUCACCACUCAUUCUCUCAACGAUGUCAACCGGCUCGCAAAGUGGGAACCAGAACUUGACUUUUCAAAAUGGCACACUGCAGGCAACUGAUCUCUCUCAAAUCAACCUAUCAAACUUUAAUGAACUUGCAGCACAGACUCUCAUCUCACAAAUCCAACAGCAGCAGUUACACUUGGCCAAUGGAAAUGUGCAAAAUGGUUCAGAUCUGAACUCGGCUCUCAAACUUCAGCAACAAAAGGGGAGUGUUCAUCCAGCGAGUCCAAAGGCAAAGGCUGAGAAAGUCUACCCGAAGCCGGCUUACUCGUACAGUUGUCUCAUUACAAUGGCGUUGAAGAAUAGUCAAGCUGGCUGUUUGCCCGUCAGUGAGAUUUAUCAGUUUAUGUGUGAGAACUUCCCAUACUUCAAGACUGCACCAGAUGGAUGGAAGAACUCUGUCAGACACAACCUGUCACUAAACAAAUGCUUUGCUAAGAUAGAGAAACCACAGGUUAACAAUAGUAAUGGUUCAGCUAGGAAAGGAUGUCUGUGGGCAAUGAAUCCAGAGAAACAAGCAAAGAUGGAAGAAGAAGUUUAUAAAUGGACUCAGAAAGAUCCUUCUGGUAUUAAGAGAAGCAUGGCUAAACCAGAGGAAUUCUCAAGAAUUGAAGCCCUAUCCCGGAUCACGACAGCCUCAUCGCCAAAACCUUCACAGAGAGAAUCCACCCCACCCAUAGCAACGGUUCCUCCUCCUCUUCAGAGCAUCAUCUCAACGGCAACCACUACAACAGUGACAGCAUCAGACACCAAACAUGAGACUACACACAAUACUGUCUUUGCUGAACAGUUCUUCAACCCUAGUCUUAAUCUACUAGACCCUACAUUAACUCAACUCGAUGGUGAUCUUGGUUUACAGGACAAUUUGCUGGACACCUUCAACGACAUCAGUAGUUUAGAUGUGCCUAUGACAACAUCACCAUUCACAGCCUUCAGUUUUAGUGGUCCAAUUCUUGACAGCUCACCAUUAAAGGAUUCCACGCACACAGUAUCAUCAGCAUACCUACUAGACUCACCACAGUCACACACUGCAUCAUCACUACAAUUCUGCAGCCCAACGAGGGCGCCCCAGGUCACAGCUUUUAUGUGACAAUCACAGAGACUCAAAGCAGAUGAUAGUGAAGUUUCUAAGAGUUUUAUAUGAGAGAGAGAAUUCAGGGGCUUGUUUCAUCAAUGCAUUACAACUGUUGUAACUUCACCAUUGUGGAAGUUACCAUGGUAACGGGUCUCAUCAGCCAAUCACCAUCAAGGUUUCCAUGGUAGUCGCCAUACUUAAGAAAUUACUAGAAUUGUAACCUUUUGUGAAACAGGCCCCAGUUUGUUUUCAUAUUGAUAUGUAUACUAAAACUAUCUUUACAAAUAUUUUGUUGUUUUUAUUAGAAUGGGAUGCAGGAUGUAGCAUGCAGUCACCAUAGUUGUAUAUUUUGUUUGGAAGGGAUUUAAAAAAAAAGUUGACUUGCCAUUCGUAGAGUUUAAUACUGUAUGGUUUGCUAGAGCUUGAUAGGGUUUUUCAAUGUCCAUUAAUUAUCUUGGACCACCCAUUGUUCCUAUACUGUAGAAAAUUCUUACCCCAAAAAAUAACAACAUUGAAAUUUCAAAUAAGAUAUUUUUUUAAAGAGAAUAUUCUUAGAAUGGGGAUAAAGACAAAUUAUAAUUGAGUAAUCUGAACACACUGAAAGAUGAUUUAGUCAGUGUUUUACUACACCCAUGAUUAUCAGGCCAUAGAAUGAGAUUGUUUUUAAAGAAAUUAGUCAAGUGUUGGAAAUUCCAAUUGUAAUUGUAAUUUGACAAGUGGCACAAGACAUAGCUAAUUGGGAGAGGAUAAACCAAAGUCAAUCUAAUGAGAAUUUUUCUAUCCUGUAUUGUAGUAGUAGGAUUUAUUUACUCAUCAUAAAUGAAUUACAUUCAGUUUACAAUCCAAGGUAAACUUGUAUUGUAUACCUGGUGGCGUGAUAACUCAGUCAGUAGAGCGGGGGUUUCAGAUUCUGGCGACCCAGGCUUGAUUUCCAUUUGUCCUUUGGUAAGGCAUUAAUCCUCAUUACUAGGUCCCUCUGAGAGGAUCUUAAACCUUCUGUCCUCUUGUUGUUUGCUUACAAGCAUUCAUGCUUUCUUAGUACUCAGGUAAAAAAUCAUCACCAUUCCUUCAUUCAAUGUUAACUGAUUUGUUACCCUAUUAACUCCUGGAUAGUGGAUACUAAAUUCAUGACUUUACAGAUUUAGAAAGUUCUUGCUCUUAUAACCAUACAAACUUACAUUGUAGUACUUUACGCAAGAUGUCUUUGUACAUAUAGAUUUUUUUUAUCUUUAUAACUCCUAGGAAAAAAAAAUUGUACAGAAGUUUAUAUGAAUAUUUCUUAUUUAGCCUAAAAAAAAAUUUGAACUUGUUUGAAAAUUCAUAUUUGGAAAGAAAAGCUUGUAUUUCUUGUCUGAUGUCAGACCUGUUGUGGCAUGUAUGCAAUUUGCUCUAUUUUAAUGGCUUAGCAAUUCUCAUUAUUGUUUGUUGGUUUGUUUUGCAGUCUUCUCUCUGGUUUAAGCUAAACUAUUUUUUUUUCACAGGCAUUUCAUGUCUACACACAUUUACCUAUUCUGUGAGUCAUCCUUCCAUUAGUCAAAUGAUACCCUAACUUCAAGCAUUAUUUCAACCCUGAAUAUAAAAAACAUGCGUUAAUUACAUCCAAGUUUAAUUUCACCUUUAAAAAAGUCAAGCAGAUUUCUGUGGUCUCACAGCUAUCUGCUUGACUUAAAAGGUGAAAGUAAACUCAGCUGUGCUACCCCCCCCCCUCUUUCCGGGUCAAACUCAUCCUUAAAAAGGUCACUUCAUGAAAUUACAAUAUUUCAUGUGAAAUUUUGAUUUGUCUGAUAGACUCUGGUUUAUAGAAAAGGGUAAAAUUGAUAUUAAAAAAAGAAGUGCCUUCGACUGAAAGCUCAGGAUAGAAAGAAACUUAUUUUUACAGGUUUUCAUUUAAACAAGAGAAAAUAUUUUGCUCAAGAUGAAUCUAUUUAGAAUCAUGCGGACAGAUUAAUCCUAAUCCUUAUUGAUUAGCAGAUAGAGAAAACUUGGUUUAUCAUGCAAAGUGUCUGUUCAUAAAAUUCAUUUUUCAUAUCAGAAAUUUAGAAUUAAAGAAAUCUUGUAUGAGAGAUUAUUCUUGGCAUGGUUUUCUUAGAAUUUGAGGAUUAUGAUUUUAACACGAUUUUUAUUUCUAAAUGUAGGCCAAUGAUAGAGGCUGACUUAUUAAUUGCAAUAUAAAUCAUGUCAGUUGUUUUUGUGCAUUUAUUCAAGUAAUUUUGAGUGAGAAAAAUCAAGCUUUGCAUUAUGUAAUUUGUAUCAAGCAGGAUAUGAUUUUAGAAACUUCUUGGGUUACUGAUUAUGUUUUACAGGAAAAUGCUCUCAUAGUUUGAUCUGGUUAAUUUCAUCUAUGAAAUGUUCUUGUGUGUCCAUGGUUAGAUCUUGGAAAUGACACCCGUAUAUUGGUUGUUCUAAAACUUGUUCUUACUUCUAAACUUGGUAUGUUGUCAAUGUCUCAAGCAUUUAAAGUAUGUACCAAAGGAAUCUACAGGGAAUACUCGGAUGUGGUAUCAUGAAACUAUAAGUUAUGAAUGUCUUUACAAUUGAUUGGAAUAUGUUCUUAGGAGUUUGCAAAUUUAGAUACUUACUAUUUUGCACCAGAACAGAGUCCCCAGUCAUGGAUCAAGGUCACAAGUAACUUAUAAAGAACUAUAUGAAAUGACAUUCUGGUUUGUUUAUUGGUGGUUUUGUGAUGUCUGACUACGAGUGUUACAAAGUGCCUAUCAAGUCAUUGUACUAUGCUGAAUUGAAAUAAGGCAGUAUUAUCAAUGUUUUGCAUGGUAAAUCAAAAGCAAUAAACAAAGGUGAUAUUUUGUUUAAAAAAAUACUUUAAAUAGUUUGUAAAGCUACGCAUUCUGCGUGCAAUGUGUUGAGUCAAAUCAUUAAUAUUCAAAAUGUAACCGAGAAUUGUAGACAAUGAAGUUAAUAACACAAGUCAGAGAGGAUAGAGACUGGAAUGCAGUCAUUUGCUUCAAUGAAAUUAUCACCAGCCUUAUGCAAAAUAUUCUUCUUUUAUAAUUGAUUGCAUUUAUGAACU